CAACCGCAGACGACGAUGGAUGAGGAGCAAGAUGCGGCAGUGACCGCCGCGCGGGAAGAGGCCAUGGAGGCCCUGGCGCAACCAGACGCCAUUUUGGAAGCAUCUGUCUUUGACGCCAUUCAAAAGUUCAUCAAGAGCCAGGGCAACCCCGGAAAGCUGGUCGUGCAACUUGCCGACAGCUACCAUGGCUUCCCGCAAAUGGCCGAGCUGCUGCGUGUCUGGCUCGAAACCUCAGGCAUGCCGGAGGAGGAGAUCAACGAGCUCAUCAAGUCGCACGCCAUCGCCUGGAUCAAGCAGCGCUUCGACGCCCGCGUCGUCGAUGACAUGAUCACAAAGCGAAGACAGGUGUCACGAAGCCUGUCAUGGUUGAAAUCACUCAUGGAUGGCCUGAGCGACAACGCGGACUGGCGGGCGCUCAUCUUCUCGCUCUCGGAAUCCGUGGACACAGAGACGUUCUUCCUCGACCUUGCCGUCAAGACCAUGGUCGAGAAAGGGCACUUUGAGGAGGCGACGAAGCACAAGAGCAUUGCGCGACAGCAGGAAAUCUUUGCACUCGUCCUCGCUCGAUGCGUCAGCGCAGCAAUCAAAGCGACGACGGCCUCUGACCGCGUGCACUUUACGGAGCUGGUGUGCACGGUGGGGUGCAUCUCCAAGGUCGUGUACAUGUUCACCCAGGCGCUGCUGCAUCGGUUGCAACAGGAACUCACGUCCUCUCCGCCGGCCGCUGUUGUUGUCCGCAACAUUGCAGACGCCCUCGAGGAGCACGUCACAAAGCAGGGCCACUCUGUGCGCGACGUGUCGUUCCUGCUGAAUGCAACGACGACGGGACACGAGGUGACGCGAAUUGCCCGCAUGAUGCACACGCAGCAGAUGACCAUGGCCGACGUCGACACCCUCCACCGCCUCUACACCAGUGAUGACACGCCGCCGGUCUCGUACUUGCAAAACCGCGGCAUGCUCGAGAUGCUCACGCGGGAAGUGUUUGUUGGUUCGACCAACAACGAGAAACACACGCUGCAGUGCAGAUACCUCCUGGCGUUUGCAACCUGCGUCCUGCCCGAUCAGGAAAUCACGCAAGAAACGCACGACAAGAUCUCGCAAACGCUUGAAACGCUUGAGAGCGUGUUCUCGCUGCUGCAGCCAAUCACCAAACACUCGUGGAUCAACCUCUCAAAACACAUCCACCUGCCAGUGGUUGCGCGCGGGCUGGUGCUUUUUAUUGAGCGACAGCUGUGCGACUCGUCGUGCUUCCUCAACUUUGUGCCCUCGUCCCCGCCACUCUGCCUCAUGCUCCUGGAACAGAUCACAACACGGCACCCUGGUCUCCGCCCGCAGGUGUUGGCUGUCCUCACACGCGCGCUCGAAUACAAAUACGCCAUUGACGCAAUCACACUCUCGCGUGUGCAGCGGCUGCUGAUGAGUCGGCUGCUGCAUCUUGCGUCGCUCGGCUUCGCCAUCCCCGUGCUCACGUACAUUGCGCAGAAGCAAGCCGACCUCGACACCUCGCUCGUCGUCUUCUUCGUCAUUGAGAUUGUGGACCACAUGCAAUCGCCGUUCUCUCCCGAGUUUGUGCAUCACUUUGUGGCCAUCGUUGGACAGGAGAGGACUGUUGUUGGCAUCAAGACAAAGGGCGACCGUGUGAACGCAUGUCGGUCCUUCUUCUCGAGUCUUCUGCACACACGCGGCGUUUCAGCGCAGGACAAGGAAACUCUACGAACCAUCAUCGCAAAACUCUAAACGAAACCCUUCCAAACCUCCACUCUCCUUUCGUUUGUUUUUUCGUUUGCUUGUGUGUGUGUGUGUGUGUGCAUGGAUAAUGGCAUGCUAUUUUGUUGGUGGAUUGCGUUUAUGUGCUGUGUUGUAACGAAACGACAGAGGCUGUACCUCCACAGUGAACAAGCGAUCACCACGUGA
Molecule: messenger RNA, 1914 nt
Organism: Salpingoeca rosetta
Lineage: Eukaryota; Choanoflagellata; Craspedida; Salpingoecidae
Exons: 17
Coding region: 16-1737 (573 amino acids)
Biological process (GO): negative regulation of transcription elongation by RNA polymerase II
Cellular component (GO): NELF complex; nucleus
Molecular function (GO): RNA binding
Source: RefSeq, a predicted model, not a curated record